AAAAAUAACUAGAUUUCACUCAAUUUACAAUUUUCUUGUAUAAAACAACAAUUUCUGACUUUAUGUUUAAAUCUACGGAAUUCUUACGGUAUCUACUGAUUUAUGGCCGACAUAUAUCAUUGCAACAUAUCUUAACCUAAUAUCCGAAGUCCUCCUGGAAGUGACCCCUAGACAAACAAAAAUAACUAGAUUUCACAGAAUUUACAAUUUUCUUGUAUCAAACAACAAUUUCUGACUUUAUGUUUAAAUCUACGGAUUUCUUACGGUAUCUACCGAUUUUUGGCCGACAUAUAUCAUUGGAACAUAUCUUAACCUAAUAUCCAAAGUUCUCCUGGAAGUAACCCUAGACCACCCAGACUAGACACUAUUUGCAGUUGGUCUCAAUAAACCAAAAAUCAGUUGUUGUGCCCAAAUAUAGUGUUAAAAAUGCCGAAGUGUUCAGUAUUAGGCUGCAAGAAUCACAGUUUUUCAACAAAAGGCAGAAAUAUACACUAUUUUAAGUUUCCAAGUGAGCCUGGUGUAUGUAAUCGAUGGAUUGAUUUCUGUGGUCAAACUGUAAAUUUGAAAAGUGGUUCAAUAUGUUCAAUGCAUUUCAAAGAAUCAGAUUUUACUAUUUCUUAUAAGGUAAGAAAGGAAUUGGGGUUUAGAUGUGCACAAAAUCAGUACUUGCAUGAAAAUACAAUUCCUACACAAUUAUCACCCCUUACUACAACUAAGCAAAACAACAAUGUGGAAAAAGCUAGAGAAGUAGUUUGUACAACAUCUACAAUACCACCAUUGAUUACUCCAACUACAUUGGCAGAAGAUGUGCCAUUUACUCCUGAAGUUUCAGAUAUAGUUAAGACUGAAUUUAAGAUUGAAGAAACCAACAAUGAUAGUACACCAUGUCAGAAAAGUACCACAUCUAGGUUACUUUCAACAAAAACAGGAGAUGAUGAUGUUGUAAAAUUAAAAUUAGAAAUUUCUAUCCUAAACAAAAAAAUCAAAUCCCAAAAUAUGGAAAUAGAACAUCUAAACAAGAUACUACAAAAAUGUUUUACACCUGGACAAAUAAAAUGUUUAAAGAGAGGCAAACAAUCUACUAACAUAUCUUCGCGAAGUACAACUCCAAAGACAUAUCAAGUCAUGUCCUAUAUAAAACUUUGUGAUUUAAACGAAAAAAUUAGUAUUAAUAAAGUAAAAAGAAAAAAUAAAAUUAAGAAACUUUUAUAA
This is a messenger RNA of Onthophagus taurus, 1212 nucleotides long. NCBI's taxonomy places the organism in Eukaryota, Metazoa, Arthropoda, Insecta, Coleoptera, Scarabaeidae. The record is from RefSeq and is a predicted model, not a curated record.